AUGACACCCCUCGAGCACAUAUACGGGGUUAUAUGGCUGGCGCAAUACUCAACACUCUUUGGAAUCAUUACCAUCCAAACGUACCUGUACUUCAGACGAUUCAAACCAGACCCUCUACUGAUUAAGGGAACAGUGGCGUUCUUAAUUCUUCUGCAAGCAUUCCAGACAGGGUGUUCUUUGUAUGUCAUCCGCGCCAGAAUUAUCUGCAACUUUGGAGUCCCGAUUCUUCGCUCCGACUGGGCCUCAGCCAUCCAUCAAACGAUCACAGUUACUUGUGCAGCGAUUGUCCAAAUGUAUUAUGCAUGUCGUUUCUACCGAUUGAGUCGUUCAACCUGGCUCUCGAUCCUUGUGGUAAUCCUCACUCUUGCACAGUUUGGGGUCGCUUUUGCGGCCCGUCUCAAGUCGAGCCUCUUCCAUCAAAUUCCGCAGGCGGUCGUGCCAACUCGCCCACUCAUUCUCAGCUGGCUUCUCCUCGAAGCAGUUGUCGAUAUUCUGAUCGCUGCAUCCAUGUGGCACUUCUUAUCCAAACAAAAGACUGGGUUCCGGGGUACUGAUUCCGCCAUCGCCACAUUGAGUGCAUACGCUAUCAACACAGGAGCCGUCACAGCUAUUUUAGCACUGAUCAUUAUGUUCGCGUUCGCAUUCUAUGGUUACCAUUUUGCUUAUAUGGUCCUUGUCUUGCCUCUUGGGGCUGUUUACGUCGUCAGUCUGCUCGCCAACCUUCAUUCGCGUUCCACGAUUCGGCAACGACUGGAAGCAACUAAUCGAAUGGGGAUCCACUCCGUUCAUUUUUCUCGGCUCCCAGAGAUGAGGCGUCGAGUAUCGCAUGCUGCAAAAGGGAAGGCCCCUGCAACUGCCUCUGGUGUCGAUGGAACCACGGCUCGGGGUCAGGUUCAGGCAGGACUUCAGCCUCUAUGACUUCGUAAGGUUAACCUGGGCGUUGGACGGUCCGUUGAGAUCAAGGCUGGGUGA
Molecule: messenger RNA, 972 nt
Organism: Cantharellus anzutake
Lineage: Eukaryota; Fungi; Basidiomycota; Agaricomycetes; Cantharellales; Hydnaceae
Exons: 18
Coding region: 1-918 (305 amino acids)
Source: RefSeq, a predicted model, not a curated record